Trichophyton benhamiae CBS 112371 is the source of this 675-nucleotide messenger RNA. RefSeq lists its product as uncharacterized. Lineage: Eukaryota; Fungi; Ascomycota; Eurotiomycetes; Onygenales; Arthrodermataceae. The transcript is spliced from 2 exons. The record is from RefSeq and is a predicted model, not a curated record. Bases 1 to 675 code for a protein of 224 amino acids.
AUGGCUUCCCCCGCAAUAGCAUCUGCAGAUCCAGCUCCGACGAGCUCAACGUCAGACUCUACAGAUAUAUAUCAAAGGCUCUCUUCUUACUCUUUUACUGAGGAUCCAGAGUUCAAGCUUGGCUUAGCAGUUAUUCUUGGCCAGCCAGGAACUCCCGCAACAAACGAACAAGUCAAUAGAACUGACGAGCUUGUUACGAAAGCGAAAUGUUUCUACUUCUCAAAGAAAUAUGCAAUCCAGCCUCCAAUUGAUUACACUUCAUAUCAGCAUUGGCUUCAUCCACAGUCACGAAACGAAAAUAUACCCAUUUCUUCAACGUCAGAUAACAACGAUGGUAAUGAAGCAGCGCGGUCGGAGUCAGUCUCUGUAUCUACAGCGCCAGAGGAGAGUAAGUUGGAGGAGGGACAGCCUGUAUAUCCGUCAUCAUUUGCGCGGAUUGUGGAGCUUAUAACCACAGGGCAGCCAAUACCGGGAAUCCAGCAGAUACCCGAUACUGUGUUGACCGGUCAGGAGACUGCUAGUACGGCUCAGCGGAGGAGGAAGCCGUGGGAAAAGGAUGAAGGAGAGCAAAACCAAGAAUGUAACCAGAAAGAGGGUGGGAGGCAGAAAGAUGUGAAUCAUAAUGAAGAUGGGAUAUCGACUGAUGACGCCCUUAAGGAUGGUAGUGGUGCUUAG